Messenger RNA from Closterium sp. NIES-67, 1277 nucleotides. The record is from the annotation of a GenBank genome assembly. NCBI's taxonomy places the organism in Eukaryota, Viridiplantae, Streptophyta, Zygnematophyceae, Desmidiales, Closteriaceae.
CGCUAUUAGGAUCGUCCACACAGCGUCCUCCACGUGUCCCAGUUCAACCUUCAACCACUCAUAAUCCUCCACGUGUGCUAGGCCCCUCGCUGUUAUUCAGUCGACGCCCCUUCCGCUCCUCGCUCUUCCUCCUCCUCGCAUUUCUUCUCAGCACCCGUUUCGUCGCCUGCUCCGUCGCCAAACCUCUUCGCGAUCCUUUUCGCGAGCCUUUUCGCGAGCCAGGCCGCCGGCGCCUGGCAGAGGACGGCCUCAGCGGUCUUCACGAGAAGCUCGGCGCGCUGUGGGACAUGGCCAGCCGCGUCUCGCUUAACGGGACUGUCAUUAUCGCGUCCUCAAAUGCAGGCUACGAGGACAUGUUGGAGAACUGGGUGUUGCAUCUGGAGCGGGUGGGUCUGGGGCGCCACUUCAUAGUCUUUGCGGCAGACAACAAGAGCCUCCACUUCGCCCAGUCCAAAUGGCCCGGCCAGGCCAUCCAUCUGGACUUGAGUGGGCAGUUUGGGGAGGAAGAGAAAGCGGACGUGGAGGGUGCAUCACGCAUCGGGUCGGCGGCCUUUCACCGCGUGGCGUCGCACCGGGCCGUGUACAUCCACCACCUGCUGGCCUUCGGCUUCUCUGUGCUCUACAGCGACAUCGACAUCGCCUUCCUCCACAACCCCCUCCCCUUCUUCCAAAAGCCACACUCCCUCCCUUCUUCCAAAAGCCACACUCCCCACCUGCUGCGGCUGCUGCUGAAUCCUCCUUCCAGCCCAGCGGCAGCAGCGGCAGCGGCAGCAGGGGCAGUAGCAGCGACUUUAACAUAGGAAAUUCCACUCCUGGCGAUGGCGGUACGGACGCUACUGGCGACUUUGACAUGUUUCUCACGCACGACCACUACAUACAGCAGCCGUCGCCCUACACGGAGCCAAUUUCCCCCUCCCAUCUGAACGGGCAGCCGCUCUUCUGCAGCGGCUUCCUCUUCUUCCGCCCCACCGCCGCCACCAAGUCCCUCGUGGGCAACUGGGCGUUUCGGAUGGCCAAGUUGGGCCGGCAGGCGGGGUUGGACCAGGACCACUUGAACUCUGUCAUGCAGUGGAUGUUCCAGGGACGGGUUCUGCCUCGGCUGGGCGUGCUGCCGCCGCUGCAGUUCCCCUCGGGGGAGCUGAUGCAGCGGCACUGGGAGGUGUUUGAGGAGGUGCGGCCGAGAGUGGUGAUGGUGCAUGCGAAUUAUUUGACGGGGAAGGAGGCGAAGAUCGCGGGGCUGAAACGGGCGGGAGUGUGGCGGGUGAAAGAGGAGGGGA